CUGUCCUACUCUCUCUCUCUCUCUCUCUCAACAAUGGUUUCACUCUCCCAACUCCCAUUCUUCUUGAUCUUCUUCCUCUUCACAACUCUCUGCAACUCAUCCCAGCCCUACCUCCAACUCCCCCUCCUCCACAGACACCCCUCCCCCACCCCCACCCAAGCCCUCUCUUCCGACACCCGCCGCCUCUCCCUCCUCCACUCCCGCUCCGCCUCCUCCCCCAUCGUCUCCGGCGCCUCCACCGGCUCCGGCCAGUACUUCGUCCAUCUCCUCCUCGGCUCCCCUCCCCAGCCCCUACUCCUCGUCGCCGACACCGGCUCCGACCUCGUCUGGCUCCGCUGCUCCGCCUGCAAAAACUGCUCCCGCCGCUCCCCCGGCUCCGCCUUCCUCGCUCGCCACUCCUCCACAUUCUCCCCCUUCCACUGCUACGACUCCGCCUGCCGCCUCGUCCCCCGACCCGACCCGGCUCCUUGCAACCACACCCGCCUCCACAGCCCCUGCCGCUACCAGUACACCUACUCCGACGGCUCCACCACCGCCGGGUUCUUCUCUAAAGAAACAACCGCCUUAAACACCACCGCGGGAAAACCGGCCAAGCUCCCGCACUUGUCUUUCGGCUGCGGCUUCGACAUUUCCGGUCCGAGCUUAACCGGGCCGAGCUUCAAUGGGGCCCACGGCGUCAUGGGCCUUGGUCGAGGCCCAAUCUCGUUUAUCUCCCAGCUUGGUCAUCAAUUCGGAAGCACAUUCUCCUAUUGCCUCAUGGACUACACUCUCUCGCCGCCGCCGUCGAGCUACCUCAGGAUCGGCGCCUCUGAAUCCGACGUCGUUUCGAAACUGAGCUACACGCGGCUGAUACUAAACCCUCUCUCCCCUACGUUUUACUACAUUGGGAUCAAGUCCGUCUCCGUUAACGGCGUCAAGCUCGCGGUCCGCCCCUCCGUCUGGUCCCUCGAUAAGGACGGUAACGGCGGCACGGUGAUCGACUCCGGGACGACGUUAAGUUUCUUGCCCGAGGCAGCUUACCGUUUGAUUCUAACGGCGUUUAAGCGGAGCUUGAAGAAGGUGGCUAGCCUAGUGGAGCCGACUCCGGGUUUUGAUCUGUGCGUGAACGUGACGAGUUUAGCGAAGGGGAGUUUGCCGAGGCUGAGGUUCGGGCUUGAAGGGGGUUCGGUUUUGGCGCCGCCGCCGAGGAACUAUUUUAUCGAGACAAUGGAUCGGGUCGAGUGCUUGGCGAUCCAGCCCGUUGAUUCCGGGUCGGGCUUUUCAGUGAUAGGGAAUCUUAUGCAGCAAGGAUUUUUGUUCGAGUUUGACAAGGACCGCUCGCGGCUCGGUUUUUCACGUCAUGGGUGCGGACUUCAGUAGUCAUUUUUAUUUAUAAACUUAAUAAAAAUGUAAUUUAUAUCUAUAUGUGUAAAUUAAUUUUGCACAAUGUGAGGUGAUGUUUGUGUUUUACACUAUAGACUCAUUUUUCGAGAAUGUAGUAAACCUUCAUUGAAAAAAAGUGAAAAAUGUAGCAGAUGUAGACCUUGUUGGUCCAAAUCCAUUACUAGAUAAAUCUAUAAAAUGCAAUUCUUCUGUUU
Argentina anserina (silverweed cinquefoil) is the source of this 1577-nucleotide messenger RNA. Its product is annotated as aspartyl protease family protein 2. Gene Ontology annotation, molecular function: aspartic-type endopeptidase activity. The transcript has a single exon. Lineage: Eukaryota; Viridiplantae; Streptophyta; Magnoliopsida; Rosales; Rosaceae. Bases 34 to 1359 code for a protein of 441 amino acids. Gene Ontology annotation, biological process: proteolysis. The record is from RefSeq and is a predicted model, not a curated record.